AUGGCUUCAACCCGCUCUGUUCCUCGUCGCGCUCCAACUAAUCUCUCUUCGCCGUCACCGUCCCAGCCUCGACCUCCACCUGUAAUUUCUGUCGAAGAAUGGGAAAGCAAAGCGCCAUUGGGAGAGCUUGAGACGCGUAGUGUCGCCUUAAUCAAGGAGGCCAGCGAGAAGUUGCCGUUACCACUGAAAUUCCAAACUGACGAUCUCAGUCAUUCGAGACCAUCGACUCCGCGCUUGAGAUUUACUGGAUCCAGGCCCGGUACGCCAGUCCAAGCGGGCUCGAGCAAGCUAGCAGCCCAAGCAGGAUCAUCUUCGCAUGCGCUCCACCCCAAACAACCGAUCCAAACACUAGAACAGUUCUACGAUUGGUUUGCCCUCAUCGACAGGUCGGUUACUCACAGUCAGGAAGCUCACUUCCGUGCGCACCUCGCAGGUGUCUCGCAGCACCUCGACGAGUGCGACUUCCUUGUUGAGAGGAUUGAGGAGAUUGACAAGGAAGUCAGUGACAUGCUUAAAGGUUGGCGGAGCGUAGAAGAGGGUGGCAAGAGUCUGAAGGAAGCCUGCGAGAAACUGUUAGAAGAGAGGGACAGGCUUCUCGACAUAACGGACAAUAUUGGCGCGCGAUUAGAAUACUUCCAAGAGCUGGAACAUGCUACGCGAAUGCUCAACCACCCAGGCGAAUCACUCGUUUUGCAAACCGACUUCCUGUAUAUGGUCGAACGCGUCGGCGUUUGCAUUGACUUCCUCAAGUUGCAUCGGCAUUAUAAAGACGCAGAAGUAUACCUUCUACGUUUCCAACAAUGCAUGACCCGUGCUAUGACGCUCAUCAAGAUGUUCUUCGUUGGCUCGCUACGCGCUUUAUCUUCUGAUGUCUCCAAGAAGCUUUCAGAGAGAGAAAUUUCUAGCACUGCUAGUACCCAUCUCCUUUACACCCGGUUUCACACUGUUUCCACACAGGUAGCGCCGCUGAUAGGAGAGCUCGAGCGCAGAGCCGAGGCGCAUCCAGCAGAGCUUUCUACUCUUCUAUCUGAAUGCCACGCAGCCUAUUUUAGUACGCGCAAGACCCUGCUUGUCGGGCGAGUGGUUGAAGAAAUCCGGGGCUUAGAUCCUGUAAGGACGGAGUUGGUCGAGCUGACGAGAGCUGGAUGUAGUUACCUCAAGCAACUUUGCACCGACGAAUUUGUGCUAUAUCGAGAAUUCUUCAGUACUGGCGAGGACCAGCUUUAUUCGUACCUAGAGAACCUUUGCGACUACUUGUACGACGAUCUUCGCCCCCGCAUUCUGCACGAGCCCAGACUUACAGCACUAUGCGAAGUCUGCACCGUAUUACAAGCACUCAUGGUGCUAGACGUUGUGGAUGACGAACUCGUCGACGACAGCGACAGCGAUGAUUCUGAGGAACUCAACCUAGACCUUGACCCUUCGCACCCGCGGACUAAACAACGCGGACUAGGACACCUGCACAUCAGUCAUCUGUUGCAGAUGGUGUUGCAGGACGCCCAAACGCGGCUAUUCUUCAAAGCGCAAUCGGUGAUCCAGUCGGAUAUUCGAUACUAUGUGCCUAAGCCGGAGGACCUGGCGUAUCCUGACAAGCUUGUCAAUGCUCGGAAGCCGGCCACUACUUUCGAGAUAAAGGAAAAGGAGAGCAUCAGCCAAUUGUUCCAAAUAACGUCUCUAGAGAAGCGGGAAACGUGGUAUCCUACACUUCAGAAGACUGUUUGGGUGCUGUCUCAGUUACACGACUUCGUCAAGCCAGCUAUUUUCGAAGACAUCGCACAAGAAGCUGUUGGCCUUUGUCGAUAUUCCCUUGUCUCCGCUUCUGAGAAUAUCAAAACGAAGAACUCGUCGACCAGCGUCGUAGACGGAUGUCUCUUCCUUAUCAGACAUCUCCUUAUUCUGAAGGAGAUCACGAACAGUCUCGACUUGGUGCAAAAGGACAUGGGGUUGGACGAAUUCGGCGGAGUAACAGUGCUCGUAGAAACGUUGGCCGCAAUGCUUAACAAAACGACCUCUCUCUUGCCGAGUAACCUAUUUGCGUCGUUGGGCAUGCCGAAGACAGAAGAAAGUAUAUCUGAGGCCAAGCAUGGUAUUGAUCAUGACCUACGGAAUGCUUGCGAAGCUGUCAUAGCAUGCUGCGCCGACCCCAUCACAGAUCCCCUCAUCAAAUGGGUUAUACAAGUCGAUGAAUUCAACGGUGUCCGUCGCGCUCAAGCGCUAGCUACACAAUCCGAUCCAGUGCCCGUAACCGCUCAAGACUUUGCUCAACGUUCAGUCAUCGAGACGCUGGACUCGAACUUCCGCGCCGCAUGCAACAGGGAUUUCAGGGCGACUGUUAUCAGGAUGAAGUUAUAUCUGGAGAGCGACAAGACAGUGGGAGUGUUGGUCGAUCAUAUCAGAGGGAGGAUAUUGGAAGAGUAUUUGGCGUGGAAGGAUAAGGUCUGGAGCGUACAUUCUGGUGAUACGAGAAAUGUUGUGAUGAAGGAGACUGAGGUGAAGGAGAUGUUGGAUGCGAUUUGCAGGGACGGUUCGGAUAGUCCUAGGCAGGCUUGA
Messenger RNA from Pleurotus ostreatus (oyster mushroom), 2550 nucleotides. It is a transcript of the gene COG3, whose product is annotated as Golgi transport complex subunit 3. Gene Ontology annotation, cellular component: cis-Golgi network; membrane; COG complex. The record is from RefSeq and is a predicted model, not a curated record. Gene Ontology annotation, biological process: intracellular protein transport; Golgi organization; intra-Golgi vesicle-mediated transport. The coding region runs from base 1 to 2550 and encodes 849 amino acids. The transcript has 10 exons. Lineage: Eukaryota; Fungi; Basidiomycota; Agaricomycetes; Agaricales; Pleurotaceae.